This is a messenger RNA of Mugil cephalus (flathead mullet), 2460 nucleotides long. RefSeq names its product tubulin monoglycylase TTLL3-like. Gene Ontology annotation, cellular component: cilium. Lineage: Eukaryota; Metazoa; Chordata; Actinopteri; Mugiliformes; Mugilidae. The record is from RefSeq and is a predicted model, not a curated record. Gene Ontology annotation, biological process: cilium movement; protein polyglycylation; cilium assembly. Gene Ontology annotation, molecular function: protein-glycine ligase activity, initiating. Bases 142 to 2358 code for a protein of 738 amino acids. The transcript has 14 exons.
GGUAACAGUAAACAGGUAACAGCAUCGUGAGUUCCUCCACUGAAACUCAACCGGCACCGAAGUUACCUCAACAGACGGUGUCCUCUGCAGCAGUUUGUGUCUAACCAAACCAUGAUACAAAAGGAAAUGUCCUCCUGAAGUAUGAGCGUCGAUGUCAACACGGAGACCACCAGGUCUGGACAGGCUGUUCAGGGUCCGGAGGGACAGGGAGUCUUUGCACUGUGUCCAGAUGAAGUUACACGUGCUGAGGUCAAAGUUUGCCGUGGUUCGGUCAGCCUACCUGUUCUCAACCCAGACAGAAUGAGGGCAGCCAAGGCGUUUGCAGAUAAAGCUGUCAAGAUGCAUAAGGUGUUCUCUGUCCAGGGUCCUUACCCUGUCAUCAGGGCGGCAUUGAGGGCUAGAGGUUGGGUUGAGCGACGUAAGCACUCCUCUAAACAGCCACUACACCAUCGUCAGGCCGAAGACAGCAGAGCCAGCUCGAAUGAUGGUGAUGACAGCGACGAUUCAGACGGUGAGCUCGAAGAAUACAACUCAGACGAUGUUGAAAAAGAUCAGGACCCUAGCAGACUACAUGAUAUCAUGUCUCGCAUGGUACGGAAUGAAAUGGUUUAUUUCUUCUGGACAAGCCGUAGAGAAGCCAUCAACAAUAACAACUUGCAGAAAGAACAGAUCACCAAUCAUUUCACAAAGGCAGGCAGCUUCACCACCAAGGUGGGAUUGUGCGUGAACCUGAGAAACCUGCAUUGGUUUGAUUCGGCUGACCCGGACACCUUCUUCCCCCGCUGUUACAGACUAGCAGCACGGGAUGAGAAGCAUGCAUUCAUUGAGGACUACAGGAGGACAGCCUGCAUUAGCCUUCUGAAGUACAUCGUGGAGAGGGAUCAGGGUGUUCCUAGACAGGAAAUAAGCCACAUCAUUAAGACUGUUCGGGGCCAGAGGAAGCAAAGCAAACGGCGGAGUACACCAGUGGUCCUUCCUCAAAUGAUCAGCAUCGCACUCAAAGUGUGCCAGGAUUUCCUUGAGAGUCGGGAGCACACCGACAUAGACAUAAGCUUGGAGACGCCGCAAACACUUAAAGAAGAGGAGUGGGCAGAGUUUAUUGACAGCUACUACCUCGUUGUUCAUGGUGGAGCUGAGAUUGGGAGCGGCGACCAUUCUGUGUCCUGCUGCAAGGCCAUGCUGCAGAGACUGCGGGAGGUCAGUCCACAGCUGGACAUAGACGGCAUACACAACAUCUGGAUCAUCAAACCUGGAGCAAUGUCCAGAGGCAGAGGCAUCAAAUGCUUCAAGCGUCUAGAUCAGAUCCUCAGGCUGGUGGACCACGACCCGACCCUUAUAAAGGAAAGCAAGUGGGUGGUGCAGAAGUACCUGGAGCGCCCCAUGCUGGUCCAUGGCACCAAGUUUGACGUGCGCCAGUGGUUUCUGGUCACUGACUGGAACCCUCUGACUGUGUGGUUCUACAAAAAGUGCUACUUGCGCUUUUCCACACAGCCUUACUCGCUGGACACACUGGACAGCUCUGUUCACUUGUGUAAUAACUCUAUCCAGAAGCACCUGAGGCCCUCCCAACGACGCCAUCGAGGCAUCCCGGCAGACAACAUGUGGUCGGAUGACCAGUUCAGGACCUUUCUGUCCAGCCAGGGGCAGGAAGCUCAGUGGGAGACUGUUGUAGUCCCAGAAAUGAAGAAGGCUGUGAUCCACGCGUUACAGACAGCACAGGAUCUGAUGGACUCACGCAAAAACACAUUUGAACUGUAUGGUGCUGAUUUUAUGUUAGGUUGUGAUCUUCAUCCAUGGUUAAUAGAAAUCAAUGCCAGCCCCACGAUGGCCCCCUCCACCCCUGUGACAGCCCGACUCUGUUAUGCUGUGCAGGAGGACACAUUAAGAGUCGUCCUCGAUCGGAGAGUUGAUCGCACCGCAAGCACCGGAGACUUUCAGCUCAUAUAUAGACAGGCAGCAGUAGAAGUCCCUCAGUAUGUAGGAGUCAACCUGCUUGUUGAGGGAUACGCAAUCAAAUGCCCCUGCCCACUGCCACCACUGAGGUCCUCCAACUGUGCCGCAUCAAAACCCAGGGUCCCUGUCGAAAAGAAGGAUCCCGAAGCUAAAAAAGUAAAGCCGCUGCCCAAGAGGUUUUUGAAGAAUGCAGAGACUCAGCCUAAAAACACCAGCAGUGGGGUUCUGCCACCUCCUCCUGUUUCCUCCGAGCAGCCCGGGCUCAUGUCCACUCAAACAUUCACACUUUACCUGCCAAUGAGUGUGAACAAGUCCAUCCACACACCUGCUAGUCGCCAGUCACACUCGCCGCUUUUGUGGAAGAGGAGAGCAGAGGUACCGAAGGUGCGCCCUGAGAAAGUCUAACUUCUUUGCUCUACAAGUGCCAAGAAAAAAAGUACAAAUGGAGGUUGUUCCCCAAAGAACUGACACACAUCUUUUUUACAAGCUAUCUUGAUCUACCUCUCA